Molecule: messenger RNA, 1921 nt
Organism: Anguilla rostrata (American eel)
Lineage: Eukaryota; Metazoa; Chordata; Actinopteri; Anguilliformes; Anguillidae
Product: cytosolic 5'-nucleotidase 1A-like
Exons: 7
Coding region: 715-1644 (309 amino acids)
Biological process (GO): nucleotide metabolic process; adenosine metabolic process
Cellular component (GO): cytosol; cytoplasm
Molecular function (GO): 5'-nucleotidase activity; nucleotide binding; magnesium ion binding
Source: RefSeq, a predicted model, not a curated record
CAAGGGAAUAAGCCCAUGGAGAUCUACAAUAAGGACGCCCUGGCCACCCCUGGCAGAUUCAUCCACAUUCAGUCUUGGGGAGGAAUGUGGUCCUCGCCGCCAUUUCAUCCGCCAUUUUGUCAUCAGAGGCAGAGGGGAGCCUUCUUAGAUUGAUAACUGCCCCGGUGCUGGCCCAUCCUGACGCUUCCUUCCCUGGUGGAGGUGGAGGCCCCUGAUUUUGGGUAGGAGCCUGCGCUGUCACUGCAGUCUCCUAGGGACCAGAAACUGCACCCUGUGUGCCUUCUCUCAGCAACUGUGCCUCGCCUUCAGCUGCUUUAGCUUCCAAUUUUCUGCAUCUUUGUGAACCAUCUGUUUUGCCAGUUUUUCAAGUCCACGUAGCAGGGCCACACAAUUCCAGCAUGAACAAUGAAUAAUACUGAAAUUCUGUAUUAAAGAUGAUUUAACUGGCAGCUCUCCACAUAUUUGACAGCUGGGUAAAACAAGUCUCCUACGUAUAGCUCCUAUGCGUAGCAGUAUCUUCGGUUCUCAUUGUUUAAGAAUGAGGAACUAAGAAACCGUAUCAAUUGCGCAUCAUGGGAUGGGUCACUUUCUCAAGAUAUAAGGCUCAGUAAGUCAAGGAAGCUUCAGUUGAUGAGCAGACAUUAGCAACUUGACACCUGUUAAUUCUACUUUUAAUUGCAAUAAUAAGUGCUAGCGAAACCAACAAUCAACAAAAUGGCGCAAGCGGACAUGAAAAAUGCAGACGGAACAGGACCCAAACUUGAAACAAUGACCAUUGCAGUGUCUGCAAGCACACUGUUUAUCAUGAAUGACCAACAAGCAAGUAAAACCAACGGGGAAAAGAUUUUGAAGCAGGGAGUGGCAUUUCCUUUUGUUAAGGCCUUGGUGAAAGCGAAUGACUAUUUCCAGAAGCUUUACCCUGACAAUGAAAAGCCAUUCAAGAUCUUCCUGAUGAAUAAUACAGCCACACAAGAGAAAUGCCUCAAAGACAGCCUCAAAGAGUUUGGUCUAAGUGAAAUCUCUAUCCAUGAGGAUGACAUCAGCAAUCUCACCGGGAACAUUCUCUACCUCACCGAGGACCCUGAAAAAGCAGAGAUUGCCAUUAAAAACAAGCAUGCAGCUGGCAUUAUGUUCCCCAAUGACCCCAAUAUGGAAGUGCAAUCCAAGGAUGAGGAAGAGCUUCGUGUGGCCUUCGAUGGAGAUGGCAUUCUGUUCUCUGAUGAGUCUGAGAAAGUUACCAAGGGGGUCGGGCUGGAAGCCUUCUUUAAAAAUGAGAAGGAUAAACAGGACAUCCCUCUCGAGAAGGGCCCGCUGAAGUGCUUUCUGGAGGUUCUCUGCAACCUGCGGGAAAAGCUCAGUGACAAGAGUCCAUUCAAAGUGCUGACCUACCUGGUGACAGCACGCGGCUCAGGCAUUCCUGGGUUCAGGGCCCUGAUGACCUUGAAGACCUGGGGCCUGGAGCUCAAUCAGGGCUUCUUCUUAUGCGGGAGCCCCAAGGGCCCGUCCUUGCAGAUGAUCCGCCCGCACAUCUUCUUCGAUGACCAGCAGCGGCACAUCGACGCAGCGCGUAAACUGGGGAUCAUCUCUGCCCACGUGCCUUAUGGGAUAGGGUACGAGACCCCUGCCAAGAAGCCAAAGAAGUAAUGAAACAUGGGGACAAACAAAGCUGUUAAAAUGCACAGCGAAGUCAGCAUUAACUGGAGUUGGGCUGCGGGUCUAUUACUUUGUCUUUCCUCUUUUUAUAGUUUAUCCAUGGAAUGCAGAAACUGACAAUAAUUCAUAGUUGAAUUUUAAGUCAUUUGACUCAGCUUUUACAUAUUACAAAUGCUCUAAAUUUAAAGUACUCUACACAGGGAAUGUUUCUGGGAAAAGUGGGUUAAUUUCUUUAAGCUUAUAAUGUUACAUUAAGAAUAAAAAAUUU